AUGGAUUCGUUCGAAGCUAGUACACAAUUCACACAAAUACUUAAGGGGUUAACACCCUCCAUUCAAAAUUUGACUCGAGCAGCACACUUUGCAUUAAAAAAUUCAGAAAGUGAAGAUUAUUUGUUCCAUACGAUCAUAGACACUUUAGAUGACCCAAACAUAGAGCUAAACACCAAGUCGACGAUUUUUCAAUUUAUAGAAGUAUUAAUGCAUGAAUCAUUGGUUAUAUCACUGCAACCAAAAUCCCACUAUACGUAUCCGUAUGUGCAUAACUUGAAAAAUUCUCUACCCAAAAUUUUACUCAAGGUAUUACCUGGGUCAAACAAUUCAAGUUUAUACAACGCCUAUAAUAGUUUGAAGAAUAUAUCUGAAACAUGUAAGGUUAAUUAUGAUGAAUACAACAAAAAGUACAGUGGUAUAUCCGAGUUAUUUACAGAUGAAGAUUUAGAGAACAUCGACACCAAUUUACCGUUUCCUGACAUCAAAGUGGAAGAUGAGAUUGAAGCGUCAGAUCCAUUAAUAACUACGUGGGAUUUGUUAAUCAAAAAGAAAAAACAGAGUCAAUACGAGAGAUUGCGGUUGUUAAAACACCUGAGAAUGAUUGAAGAAUCCGUAGAGGAGGAGGACAUGUUUAGUUAUAAGGGAGGCAAGUCACAAAAAGACCAAAAUAACGGCAAAGCAAAUGAACUUUUACUCUCAAAGAAACAUAUUUUGUUAAGAAUGGAAGAUGACAGAGAGACCCAUAAGAGAUCAAAAGAAAAUAUAUGGGUUGUAAAUAGACCAAAGGAUGCUUCUAUUUUAACGGAAGAUGAAUUCUUGGUUCAUUAUUGGAAUAAAUAUAGAGUGAUGGCAGAGGAAGAAGAGAAGACAUUUAUGGACAGCCUUGACGAACUCAACGGCUUGGUGGUUGAAAGUUAUAAAGAUAAGCAGUUUUAG
Molecule: messenger RNA, 936 nt
Organism: Debaryomyces hansenii CBS767
Lineage: Eukaryota; Fungi; Ascomycota; Pichiomycetes; Serinales; Debaryomycetaceae
Exons: 1
Coding region: 1-936 (311 amino acids)
Biological process (GO): positive regulation of DNA-templated transcription, elongation; positive regulation of transcription by RNA polymerase I
Cellular component (GO): CTDK-1 complex
Source: RefSeq, a predicted model, not a curated record